AUGAAGUUAUCUGCUGUUGUUCUUGGAUUGACUGUAGCUGCUGUAGCCUCAGCUAAAAAAGCUCCUGCUGAUACCACUACCGUUACUGUUACUGGUACCGCUGCUAGCAACACUCACAAGUUCGGUAGAUUCGACAAGACCAAACCAGCUUCAUCUUCAUCUGAAACCGGUACUCACAGAUUCGGUAAAUUUGACAAGACCGCUGCUGAAGUUACUUCAACUGUUUACAUUCAAGUUGGCGAAGGUAAAGAAUCCGUUUUAAAGGCUGCCUCAAACUCAUCAGGUAACUCUACUUCUUCAUCAGCUGCUGGUGCUGGAUACAUUGCCCCAGCAGGUGUUAUCGGUGGAGCUGUUGCCGUUGCUGCCGUUUUAUUACUUUAA
Molecule: messenger RNA, 381 nt
Organism: Dujonia railenensis
Lineage: Eukaryota; Fungi; Ascomycota; Pichiomycetes; Serinales; Debaryomycetaceae
Source: the annotation of a GenBank genome assembly